AUGUCCAGACGCUACGAUUCCCGAACAACAAUCUUCUCCCCCGAAGGUCGACUUUAUCAAGUCGAAUAUGCUCUAGAAGCCAUUUCUCAUGCCGGAACUGCUCUGGGAAUCUUAGCAAAAGAUGGAAUCGUCCUUGCCGCCGAAAGGAAGGUGACGAGUAAGCUGUUGGAGCAAGAUACCAGCGCUGAGAAGCUGUACAUCUUGAACGACAAUAUGAUCUGUGCUGUUGCCGGAAUGACUGCGGAUGCCAACAUUCUCAUCAACUAUGCUCGACAGGCUGCUCAAAACUAUCUCCUAACAUACAAUGAAGAUAUUCCAUGUGAACAGCUUGUUAGGAGACUAUGCGAUCUUAAGCAGGGCUACACACAGCACGGAGGCCUGCGUCCCUUCGGCGUUUCAUUCAUCUAUGCGGGCUACGACUCGCAGCGCGAAUUUCAACUUUACCAGUCCAAUCCUUCUGGUAACUAUGGCGGUUGGAAAGCCACCUCGGUUGGUGCGAAUAACGCCUCAGCGCAGAGUUUACUGAAGCAGGAUUACAAGGAGGACUGCGACUUGAAGGAAGCCUGUGGGAUUGCUGUCAAGGUGCUUAGUAAGACCAUGGAUAGCACUACCCUAAGUAGCGAGAAGAUUGAAUUUGCGACCGUUGGUAAGACAGCCGAAGGCAAGGUUUAUCAUCACCUAUGGACCGCAGACGAGAUCCAGUCACUCCUAAAAGAGCAGGGCUUGGCAAAGCAGGAGACAGAGGAAUAA
Messenger RNA from Morchella importuna, 750 nucleotides. RefSeq lists its product as uncharacterized. The coding region runs from base 1 to 750 and encodes 249 amino acids. Gene Ontology annotation, cellular component: proteasome core complex, alpha-subunit complex; nucleus; cytosol. Gene Ontology annotation, biological process: ubiquitin-dependent protein catabolic process. The transcript is spliced from 5 exons. The record is from RefSeq and is a predicted model, not a curated record. Lineage: Eukaryota; Fungi; Ascomycota; Pezizomycetes; Pezizales; Morchellaceae.